Beta vulgaris subsp. vulgaris (sugar beet) is the source of this 525-nucleotide messenger RNA. Its product is annotated as glycine-rich RNA-binding protein 10-like. NCBI's taxonomy places the organism in Eukaryota, Viridiplantae, Streptophyta, Magnoliopsida, Caryophyllales, Amaranthaceae. The transcript has a single exon. The record is from RefSeq and is a predicted model, not a curated record. Bases 1 to 525 code for a protein of 174 amino acids.
AUGCAACAUUUCAGUUCAUCAUUGACACCUUCAUGGCAACUAGAGUCAAAUCUGUUGCAGGGGAAUGACAAGGUACAACACCACCAGGAUCUCGUGGUCGCAGCAAAAAAAAAGGAGAAGAAUAAUGGAUCUGGUGGAGGAAUCAACAAGCGCCUCGAGGUACACCAUCAACCCGAUCUGGAGAAGGGCUCUGUGGUGCAGACAAAAAUAGUGGGGUGUGGUUCCGGUGGUAGGAUACGCAGAUUCACCGACAAACCCGAUGGUGAAGCAUUCGGGUGCUUCGAUGCCGGAGGAAGCGAAUAUAGUGGAAGGUUGGCUGAUUGCGGAGGAGGAUUUAGCGGUGGUGGUGGUGGUGGUGGUUCCGGUGGAGAUGUGCAGCGGAGGCAUGGUGGUGGUGGGAUAUUUUACUGGGUUGAGAGAAGAGGAGCGGGAAGAGAUGAUGAAGAAGGAUCCUUGGGAUGCGGAUCAGGUGGUGGACCUGGUUAUUUUGCCGGAGUAAAUUCCGGCAGUGGGCCAACUUCCUAG